AGCAUUCCGGUCACUGCGGAAGUGAGGUCACAGACUUGCCCACGCGCACUUUGAUGUUCCUCUAGGUUCGCCGGAAGACUAAUGGAAAGGGGCAGCGGUUUUUGGUAGAAAUGACCGGAAGCGGUAGAGGUGGAAAUUCUGAGUGAAGUGGCGAACUACUGGGAACAGGUGUAGGGAUGGCAGUGAGAGCCGAAGAGUUUGGAUGUGCUGUGGAGAUGCCUUCCGAGCCGCCUGAGGAAAGCGUGGGACCUAGUGUUGAGGAGGUAAAUGAACACAAUCUGCCUGUGGUGAUACUGCUUGGAUGGGCUGGCUGCAGAGAUCAGUAUCUAAUGAAGUAUAGCACCAUCUACCUUAAGAAGGGGUGCAUAGUGAUCCGCUACACAGCUCCCUGGAGGUUGGUGUUCUUCUCAGAAUCCAUGGGUAUAAGGUCUCUGCAGAACUUGGCUAAGAAGUUGUUGGAGCUCAUCUUUGCCUACGAAAUGGAGAUGAAGCCCUUGCUCUUUCAUGUCUUCAGCAAUGGUGGUGUCAUGCUGUAUCGUUACAUUGUGGAGCUCCUCCACACUCAACAGCAAUUCCAGCACUUGAGAGUGGUGGGCACUGUGUUUGACAGUGCUCCUGGCAGGAAGAACCUGAGGGGUGGUCUCCAUGCCCUGUCAGUUGUCUUGGGAUCAACCAACGUGUAUGUUAAGUACUUCCUCCUCCUGACAUUUGCUAUCCUGGUGGUGACAUUGCGGAUCUUGUUAUAUCCUUUGACCCGCUUUGUACAUGAGAGCCACUAUGAUGCCAUGCUGAAGCAGCCCUCUUCCUGGCCUGAGCUGUACUUGUACUCCAGAGCGGAUGGUGUUAUCCUUGCCAGUGAUGUGGAGACCAUGAUAGAGGCCCGGCAGCAACGUCGGAUCCCUGUAAAGGCUGUGGAUUUUGUGAACUCUGCUCACGUCAGCCACUUUCGGGCAUACCCCACCUUGUAUGUAACUCAUUGCAUCUCCUUUAUGUACAGUUGCCUAGGUUUAGUAAAGUAACAGAGGUGAAGAGAUACUAAGCAUGUGCUGCCUCUUGAUGGAAGUCAGUGCUGCUCUGAAUAAAAUCUACUUCUGCUUUCA
This is a messenger RNA of Heteronotia binoei (common prickly gecko), 1100 nucleotides long. It is a transcript of the gene TMEM53, whose product is annotated as transmembrane protein 53. NCBI's taxonomy places the organism in Eukaryota, Metazoa, Chordata, Lepidosauria, Squamata, Gekkonidae. The transcript is spliced from 3 exons. The coding region runs from base 177 to 1019 and encodes 280 amino acids. The record is from RefSeq and is a predicted model, not a curated record.